Messenger RNA from Hippocampus zosterae (dwarf seahorse), 2589 nucleotides. RefSeq names its product CLN3 lysosomal/endosomal transmembrane protein, battenin (gene cln3). Gene Ontology annotation, cellular component: membrane; lysosome. Lineage: Eukaryota; Metazoa; Chordata; Actinopteri; Syngnathiformes; Syngnathidae. The transcript has 16 exons. Bases 33 to 1349 code for a protein of 438 amino acids. The record is from RefSeq and is a predicted model, not a curated record. Gene Ontology annotation, biological process: regulation of intracellular pH; lysosome organization.
GCUUCCGCUUUAUUUUAACCAUUAAGUUACAAAUGGAGAGAGCUCUCAACAGAGACUCAAUUCAACACUUAAACGAUCGUUAUAGACAAUGGCGCAAUUGGAGUGGGUUUUGGCUCUUAGGAUUGUGCAACAACUUUGCAUAUGUGGUUAUGCUCAGUGCCGCUCAAGACAUCCUCACAAAACAAGAAUCCGAAAACGCCACCUUAUUUAACCCUGUUUUAAGUACAUUGGAUACGGAAUUUCAAGACGUGAAUCCUGGCAACGGCAGUCGCUAUGACUGCAAUUCUGUCUCAACAGCGGCUGUACUAUUAGCUGACAUACUUCCAACACUCAUCAUUAAGAUGACUGCUCCACUUGUUAUCCACAAAGUGCCUUAUGGAUUUCGAGUCUUCUUCUGCGUCACCAUGGCUGCAACAGGUUUCCUUGUCGUUUCCUUCUCUUCCACUGUUUGGAUGAGCAUUAUAGGUGUGAUUUUUGCCAGCACCAGCGCAGGAUUUGGAGAGUUAUCCUUCCUUUCCCUGACGGUCUUCUAUAGCAGGGAUGUACUUGGGGGCUGGGGUUCAGGGACUGGUGGCGCUGGUGUUUUGGGGGCCCUUCUUUAUGCAGGCCUGAUUCAAGUUGGUCUUUCACCCCAAGUCACAAUGUUAAUCAUGCUGACCAUUCCAUUCACCAUGCUAAUUAGCUAUUUUUUCCUGCUGCUUCCACCACCUUCAUUUCCUCAGUGGAAACACGAAGAAAGAGAUCGCGGCAUCUUGACAUCUGAGGAAAGACAGCGGCUAAUGGUUGAAUCACAAGAAGAACAGGACACAUCUAGCCAAGAGGACGGGAGGUCCGGAAUGCUCACUCUCACAGAAAAAAUGCACAUCUUCAAAUGUUUGAUGCCAUUUGUCUGUGCCUUGGGAUUAGUCUAUUUUGCCGAAUACUUCAUUAACCAAGGUUUGAUGGAGCUUUUGUAUUUCCGGAAUAUUUUCCUCACCCAUGCAGAGCAGUAUCGCUGGUAUCAGACAUCUUAUCAGGUUGGUGUGUUUGUAUCUCGAUCCUCGCUUUGCUGUUUCAAGAUCAGAAAACUCUGGGCCCUUGCUUUACUACAGGUGUUGAAUGCAGUGCUGCUCUUGUUGGAAGUGUCUUACCAAUUUCUGCCCGGUGCCUGGUUGGUGUUUGCCAUCAUCCUCUAUGAGGGUCUGCUGGGUGGAACUGCAUAUGUGAACACAUUCUACUUCAUUAGCAAAGAGACCGGAGACAGACAGAGGGAGUUUGCCAUGGCUGCGGCCAGCGUUGGAGACUGCGUGGGCAUAGCUUUGGCUGCAGUCGCUGCUUUCCCCGUCCACAGAUACUUCUGUUCCCUGUGAUCCAGCCGACACACUGACUAUCUCAAAUAAUAUCCACGCACCAUGAGACAGAGAGAUUGCUGCUCCUUCCUGCCUGAAACUUUCCAAGUAUGCAACCUGAACAUUGGAUAGUUUAUGCACAAUUGGACGAUUGUUGGUUGUUGUUUUUUUGGUGCUCUGUUGUUCUUUUUGUACAAAGCAUUGCAAUGGCCCAAUAUUUUUUCUGUCGCUUCUCUCUCUCCAGAAUAUUCUACCCGAUCAGUACAUGUCUGUUUCAAAGAAAAUGACUGCAUCAUCCUCUCAACAACAGUAAAAAAUUAUAGUUCCAGGUGUUUCCUGUGCACUGCCUGGGGCAUGAACGAUGGUGAUGACAAUGUGCCUCAGCAAAUAUAGUGGGUAUUUUCCUCUGUCCUCCUACUAGCCUUUUUUUUCCACAAUUACUGUUUCCACAAUUGCUGCUGAAACGACACAAAUGUAUCCACUAGACUACUAAUGAAAGGUUAUCUCAUCUGAGAUGAGUUGAUACACAACACAAACAGAAAUCUGAUCAGAGCGUCACUUUCUUAACAUAAUAAAUCUUUUUUUUUCCAGAAAAUGUGACCCACAUUCUGAUUAUUCUUUUAUGUAUUAAUAAUAUUUUUCAGGCCUAGAAGUGAAUGGUCUGUUUAAUUAAGGAUUCAGACGAUUUUUGUAGAGGUGGUCAGCAUCAUGAGAUACAAAAAAUAAAUAAAAUAAACGUCAAAAUUUGACCUAGGCCAUUAUUUUAACUCGUUUAAAGCCAGCCAUUUUUCUUAGAUUGGGAGAGCCAUUUUUGACCGUUAUUAUCAAAAUUAUUAUUUAAAAAAAAGCUCUGUUGUAGAGUUAGCUGCUGCUAUUUAUUCACGUUCUCUUGACCACACUGCUUCCGCACGCCACCGCGACGUAGGAUUGCCGGACCGCACCACCGUGUGGAACAAGAUGAUGACCACUGCUGCCAUCUUGUGGAGAUUUAUCAUACUAAAAUCAUUCCCACGGUCUUCAUACUGACUGAGGUGGUGCUCAAAGCCCUUUACUAAAUUUUAGUAUAAUUGUACUGAUUGACUCGUGAGAGAAUAUGUCGGCCAUACCUGGAACUCAUCCACCUUAGCAAAGAAGUGUUUUAAGAGGGUCAACAUGUCUGAAGCCACUGUGGCAACAUUUGUAGCAUAGCAAUCUGGCUUGUCGCAGUAGCUGAACCCAGAGCCCACAGGAUUGUCUACAAAUAGGAGAUUGGCUGCUUGGA